AUGCCCCCAGGGCCAGAUGGCGUCCCUAUUCUAGGGAACAUGCUCCAAAUCCCGCCUCACCAUUCCUGGUUGAAAUUCAAGGAAUGGGCGGACCAGUAUGGCCACAUCAUACGCUUCACCGUCCUGGGCAGGGAAAACGUUGUUCUCUCAACCGAGCGAGCGGCCAACGACCUGCUGCGCGAAAGGGGAACAACGUACUCGUCCCGUGAACACCUCGUCAUGGCGAGCGGCAUCCUCUCGGAUAACCUUCGGCCCUUACUGCUAGGCUACGACGAACGCUGGCGGCGCGGCCGAAAGCUUAUGCAUCAGUUGACCAUGGAAAAAAUGGCGAAAUCGUACCAGCCUUCUCAGAGCAUCGAGUCAAAGCGGAUGCUCUACGACCUCAUCCGGGACCCAUCCAGAUAUGAGCUGUGGUUCGAGCGGUACGCCGGCGGAUUGAUCUUUCGGAUAGGAUAUGGCAAGACCAUCGUGACCGGCGAGGAAGCUCACGUCAGAAAGGCUCUCCACGUUGUCCAUAGUGUGGAACGGAUCGCGUCUCCUGGGUCCUAUCUUGUCGAUACCAUACCCAUUCUGCAAUAUCUCCCGGAAUGGAUGGCACCGUUCAAGAAGGAGGGCCGCCAGCUUCACGAGGCUGAGCUCAAAUUCUUUCGGACGCUGAUCAAUGAUGUCCGGGCUGAGAGAGAAGCUAAAGUGACCGCACCGUCCUUCACCAAUACCUGGCUCGAAGAACAGGACGCCUAUGGACUGACAGAGGACGAGGCCGCAUACGUGAUCGGAACGCUGUUCGAAGCGGGAAGCGGCACAACAGCCUCAGCCAUGAUGUCCUUUAUGUUAGCCAUAACUCUCUAUCCAAAAUGGCAAGAGCCCAUGUGGGAGGAGAUUGACCGCGUGUGUGGGGAUAGAAUGCCCGAGUUUGACGACGUGCCCGAUCUACCGGUAUGCCGUGCUGUCAUCAAAGAGGUUCUCCGUUGGAGACCAGUUACAGCCGGAGGCGUGCCUCACCAGUUAAUAAAGGACGACGUUUACAACGGAUUUUUCUUCAAGAAGGGAACCAACUUUCACGCCAAUCAAUGGGGAAUCCACCGCGAUCCGGAGCUAUACCCUGACCCGGAAGCUUUCAAUCCGGACCGCUGGCUGAUGCCUGAAUAUCCCACCUACAGAGAGCCGCUGACCAAGUUCCCAAGCCUGCAGAACUACUCGGCGUUUGGGUUUGGCCGUAGGAUAUGCCCAGGAAUGAAUAUUGCUGAGCGCUCUCUUUACAUCUUCACCGCACGUGUCGCCUGGGCUUGUCGGAUUAGCCGGAAGAAGGAUUCUCAAGGUAACGAAAUCAUCCCCCCAGAGUAUAACUACACCACGGGUUUCAAUACGCAACCAAAGCCGUUUCUCUUUGACCUCCAGGCGAGGUCUCGGGAAAAGGCCGAGUAUGUGGCCCAGGCAUGGGAGGAGGCAAAGGGGACUGAUCCGCUGAAACAUACGGCUAACUAUGAACUGGGUCAAGCUUCUGGGAAGCAAGUCUUAGGCCAGUGA
Messenger RNA from Diaporthe citri, 1527 nucleotides. RefSeq lists its product as uncharacterized. The transcript has 5 exons. Lineage: Eukaryota; Fungi; Ascomycota; Sordariomycetes; Diaporthales; Diaporthaceae. The record is from RefSeq and is a predicted model, not a curated record. Bases 1 to 1527 code for a protein of 508 amino acids. Gene Ontology annotation, molecular function: monooxygenase activity; iron ion binding; oxidoreductase activity, acting on paired donors, with incorporation or reduction of molecular oxygen.